This is a messenger RNA of Bufo gargarizans (Asiatic toad), 1380 nucleotides long. RefSeq lists its product as uncharacterized. The coding region runs from base 390 to 1253 and encodes 287 amino acids. The record is from RefSeq and is a predicted model, not a curated record. The transcript has 2 exons. Lineage: Eukaryota; Metazoa; Chordata; Amphibia; Anura; Bufonidae.
AGGUACCAGGAAUAUAUGUAAAGGAAUACAUAUGAUAAAAAGGAAACAGUGAGGGAAACGCAUACAUCUCAAUGCAGAUGUUGGUUUCUAACUCACUAGGAUUGUCUGUGGAGUGAAUUGUUUAUAGAACAUAACUGUACGGUUAUAACUUGGAAGGUGACAUUGAUUACUGCAGUCUAUUAAGUCCAUAAAUGGUGUUGCCCAUAUUAGAUAUUUUACACGUGUGAUAAGAAUAUUGUACUGGUGGAAGAUCUGAUUGUGCUGGCUUAAUUGAUCCUCAACAAUACUAACACAAUUACUUGCUGCUAUUUUUACGCUGCUAUUUCCACCUCACUGUUUGCUGCUCAAAUAUAUAUAUAUAGAGUUUAUUGUCAAUUGCAUUAAGCAUUAUGGGUAACAGCGUGGGAAAGGAUCUGGAUGGUGAGCCAGAGACCAGACCCACACCGUUACAUUUUGUAUCAGGCACCUGUGGGAUUAGUGUAACUGAUCCAUUUUGGGUAAAUAUCUGUGACCGUAGUCAGCAACUGUGUAUUACGCAGAUCAGCAAUGUAGGUCCUCGCAAUGAAGGGGACUGGGAGGAGGUUAAAAAAAUGGUGGGGCUUCACCCUAAAUAUAACUAUCCAGCCGGUGCCUGGGAUGAAAAUUAUAUGAAAACAUGUUUUAAAAAAUGGGAGAAAGCAUUAAAAGAGUAUAGGAAGAGAUUUCCACCAACCCAUCACAUAUACUUAAAACAGGAUAAGGGGACAGUGAGUAAAAAGGAAGAAGUUCCAUGGUCAGAAAUUCUGCCCUCCUUACCAGAUAAACCACCGGCAUAUGACGUGACGGUAUUAGAACCAGAAAAGGCACCACUCCCAGCUGUCUCUACGGAGGACAUGCUGCAAGACCCUUAUGAUAAGGUCCCCUGUCCAAAACAAGCAACCGCACCAGAAUUAUUAUUAUUUUCUGGUGAAAACCAAAAGAGAACCGGACUGUACCCGGAUUUGGGAGAUGGAGAUUCCCUUUUGAGUACUGCAGUUAUAGUGGCAGCAGCACUUAGGGAACAAAAAGAUGUGGCUCCACAAGUCAAAGAGGCUCAGGAAAGGAGGAAGGAAUAUAGAAAAAGUAUGGACAUUUAUGUACAGGAGUUGACACAACUGAGGGAUAAACUAAAGAUAGACAUAGUCUACAUUAAACAACUUCCCCUUCAGGGUUUCCUUCCCGUCGUGUAUAAUCACGAGAACCCAGAUGAUACUGACCUUCCUAGUGAGGAGUAGAAUGGAUGAAAAGAUACAAAGGAGAUUCAGGCUUACACACAAUGCUAAAUACAAAACAAGAGCCGAAAGAGGAUUUUUAUAGUUUCUGUAAGAGACUGUUGGAUCUCUACAGUAGUACAGGGAUGAA